CUCUCUCUCUCUCUCUCUCUAUAUAUAUAUAUAUAUAUAUCUCUCUCUCUCUCUCUCUCUCCAUCUCCCGCAAAACUUACUCUCUCUAGCUAAUUCCUGUCAAUGGCUGCUUGUGAAAUUGGAGCUUCUAGGAUGGCCAUAUGCGGAUCCGACCCACUUUCUCGGAUUCCAAGCUAUGCAAAAUUCUGUCGAUCCACUUUCUCUGAUUGGUCGUUAAUGAAGGAAUUUCUCAAUGAGGAAGAAGAGGAUGAUCUCUGGGAGAAGAUGCAGGAGGAAGCAAGGUCAGAUGUGGAACGAGAGCCGAUUCUAUCUUCCUAUUACCAUGCUUCGAUUCUGUCUCACCAAUCGCUUGGAAACGCGUUGGCCUAUCAUCUCUCCCUCAAAUUGAGCAGUUCCAUUCUUCCCAGCGGAACCCUAGUAGAUCUCAUCGUUUCCGUCCUCGAUGAAAACGAAGAAAUCGUUGAAGCUGUAAAGUAUGAUCUGAGAGCAGUGAAAAAGCGUGACCCAGCUUGCAUAAGCUAUGUCCAUUGCUUUCUAAACUUCAAAGGCUUUCUGGCAAUCCAAGCUCACAGAAUAGCUCACCAAUUGUGGUCUGAGGGAAGAAACGUGUUAUCCCUUCUGAUUCAAAACAGAGUUUCUGGGAUAUUCGCUGUGGAUAUCCAUCCAGGGGCAAAAAUUGGAAGAGGAAUAUUACUGGAUCACGCAACAGGAUUGGUGGUGGGAGAAACUGCAGUGAUAGGGAACAAUGUGUCAAUUCUGCAUAAUGUGACAUUGGGAGGAACUGGGAAAGCUUCAGGAGAUAGACAUCCCAAGAUUGGUGAUGGAGUGCUUAUAGGUGCAGGAACUAGCAUUCUGGGGAAUAUAAAGAUUGGCGAUGGAGCUAAGAUUGGUGCUGGUUCUGUGGUUCUCAAAGAUGUACCUUCAAUGACUACUGCAGUUGGAAACCCAGCAAGACUGAUAGGAGGGAAGGCUAAUCCUGUAAGACUGGACAAGAUUCCUAGUUUCACCAUGGAUCAUAUUUCACAUAUUUAUGAGUGGUCUGACUAUGUUAUUUAAUUAGAUGCGAUUACUCAAUCAUAUGGCAUGCAGAUGGAGAGUUCUUGUUUUUGUGUAUUAGAUGGCGUUGUGGGAAAUUGCUUGUUUGAUAUAUGUAAGUGAGAAUCAUCGUUCUCCUGUAUUAGCAAACUGAGUGGCCUGGGGAGGUUGGUGCUGGAAACAAAAGCAGAGCAUAAUGUUACUGUUUUUAUGUUUGAUGAGGUAGAAUCACCUUUGUUAGGCAACUAGAUCUAAGCCUGUAUACUGUACCAGAGGCUUGGUAAUGAGAUGUUGAUAUCGUGUAAAUUGGGCAGCUAUUGUUUCUAGCUGCUCUUUAUAAUAUUCCCCCAGUCUAAAUUUUGUAAGACUUUUUUUGGAAGUGAUUCGGACGUUUGACAAAAAUAAAGUUUGAUUAAUUA
Molecule: messenger RNA, 1454 nt
Organism: Prosopis cineraria
Lineage: Eukaryota; Viridiplantae; Streptophyta; Magnoliopsida; Fabales; Fabaceae
Product: serine acetyltransferase 1, chloroplastic-like
Exons: 1
Coding region: 103-1056 (317 amino acids)
Cellular component (GO): cytoplasm; cytosol
Molecular function (GO): L-serine O-acetyltransferase activity
Source: RefSeq, a predicted model, not a curated record